Molecule: messenger RNA, 900 nt
Organism: Penicillium salamii
Lineage: Eukaryota; Fungi; Ascomycota; Eurotiomycetes; Eurotiales; Aspergillaceae
Source: the annotation of a GenBank genome assembly
AUGGCCUCCCAAAAUGUGAAUAUCCUUCUGGCGUCCUUCCCAGGACUGUCACUACCUCCGACACUUUCAUUCGCCUUGCCUUCUACAGCAAGCAUCUCAGAUCUCACAGAGAAAGUUGCUUCUUACCUCCCAGCAGCAAUUUCACUCGAUUCUCUCGUCUUAACCACCACAAACAACAAGCAACUCAACCCAUCCGCGCAAUGUAUUGGGCGUUUCCUUUCCUCCGAUGGCGACUCUACCUCUACCCUCCUUCCGCUUCGCCUGAGCGCCCCUAUGUGUGGUGGUAAAGGUGGUUUUGGAUCUCAACUACGUGCAGCGGGUGGCCGCAUGUCCAGCAAGCGCAAGCGCAACCAGGGCGAUAACAACAGUUCCAGCCGCAAUCUCGACGGGCGUCGUUUACGUACCGUGAACGAAGCGAAAGCGCUCGCCGAAUAUCUCGCCGUUAAGCCUGAAAUGGACAAGAAAGAGAAAGAAGAGCGCCAGCGCCGUUGGCAAGCUGUGGUUGAGGUCGCGGAGAAACGCCAAGAUGAAAUCAAAAAUGGCAACGGAAAGGGCAAGGUGGAUGGUCAGUGGAUGGAAGAUAAAGAAGAAAUGAAUGAGAAGGCACGUGAGGCGGUCUUACAGGCCAUGAAGGACGGUGCUUGGACUGACAAUUUACGUGAUGCUAUUUUGGGUGGUUCUAGCACUAGCGCCAGUGACGAUGGAAGUGACGAUGUGAUGUCGAGCGAGGAUGAGGAGAGUGAAGAAAAUGGUGAAUCGAGCGCUGCUGGAUCUUCCAAGCCCCAAAAGGCAGCUCCUCGGAAAUUCAUUGGAUUUGACGAUGACGAUGAAUUCAUGAGUGACUCUGAAGAUGAGCAAGAUGAGGAAUCUACCAAGGGCAAAGGAAAGGCUCGUGCUUGA